AUGGCAAUUCCACAACAUGAAGAAUUAUAUCCACAAGCAGAAUAUUCCAAAAAUGGUCAAUUGAAAAUGCUGAUAGUGACCAUCCACAAUGAAAUAGUGAACUUGACCUUAGAACCGAGUAUGCAGUCGCUAGUGUCUCCACAUUUUACUACUAUUUUUCGAAAUGUUAAAGGUGGAGGAAGUUUGAAUAUCGGACGACCACCAAAUAAUUGCCAUUAUCAGCACAAAUCAAGUGAAAUAUUCGCAGCUGUCAGCAAUUGUGAUGGCAGUCUCAAAGGAGUAAUCUUAACACCUGAUGAAAUUUAUAUAUUACAUCCGUUACCUGAUCGUCAUAUCCAUCGAUUCAAUCAGGACAACAGAAGUGAUUCAGAUCUUGGACUACAUGUUAUUUACAAACGUGAAAUAGCACAGAAAGAAUUUUGUGGACUUCAGUCCAUCAUUUCAUCUACCGAACUUACAGAAGAUGAAAAUGCAGUAAGUGAAGACGUUUAUGCUACUGGACAUCGUCUAACUGUUCAAGGCGAACUUAUCGUAGAAUUGGCGAUUUUUGUAGAUGAAACAUUAUGGAAAGAUUUUAGUAGUAAAUAUGGCUCGUUAGCAAAUAGCAAAUUGCAAGAUUAUGCAUUAACAAUGCUCAACAACGUUCAAAUUAUGUACCAUCAGCCCAGUGCAGUUCCUCAGCUAACAUUCCAUGUUGUUCGUUUCGAAGUGCUUACUUCCCAACCGAACGUAAUGGCACCACACUUGCAUGAUAAUGGCCAUGCUCAAAAAUAUUUGGAUCGCUUUUGUCGUUAUCAAAGAAAUUUGAAUACACGUGAUUGGGAUCACGCAUUAUUGCUUACUGGGUAUGAUAUUCACCGAGGUACUGGAUCGCGAUCAAUUAGUGGUAUUGCACGUCUUGAUGGAAUGUGUGAUCCAUGGAAUACCUGCACCUUAGCUGAAGGACUAGAUUUUACUUCAGCUUUCAUAGGCACUCAUGAACUUGGCCACAGUGUUGGAAUGCGCCACGAUGAGCCAUAUUGUCCAUCAAACCAUAUAAUGAGUUCUUCACUGGGUCCUGGAAAAGUUACGUGGUCCACUUGUAGUUUGCGUGACUAUCAUGCGUUCUUGCAACGUCUCGAUAAUGGUGGUAAAAAUUGCUUAAGAGUAUCAAAUUUACCUCAGAGAUUGACAGUAAGGGCUGAUCUUAAACCAGGACAAGUUUACAACGCAGAUACACAGUGCUAUAUGAUGCAUGGCCAAGGAUAUCGACAGAUUACUCCAAGACAAGAUCAUUACGAUGGCAUUUGCUAUAUGAUGUGGUGUGGUCAAUCAUUAUUUGGUCGAAUUAUUACUUCACAUCCAGCACUUGAAGGAACAUUUUGUGGACCAUCAAAAUGGUGCGAACUUGGCCGAUGUGUGCCAUGGCCUGGAGGUGGUUCAGCACAAAUACCUAAACAUGUUGAUGGUGGAUGGUCACAAUGGUCUGAGAUUUCUUGUCAAUCUUGUACUUGCACAGAUAUCAUAGGUAGUGUUGGUUUAGUAUUUAGUAUUCGAAGUUGUAAUAAUCCUUCGCCUUCAAAUGGUGGGGCAGAAUGCAUUGGAUCAUCACAACGUGCAGUUGUUUGUAAUAGAUAUUGUACUUCCUCAAGAAAGUCAGUUGAAAAGUACAUCAGUGAACGUUGCACAGAACAAAAAAGACUGAAAAAUGAUGCAGAUUUGACGGGCAAUGGCAGUCAAUUAACACGUUAUCCACAACGUGCAUGCAAGGUUUUUUGCGAUGUAGCAAGUCGGUAUGGAUCUCAGCGAAACUAUCGUUUCUUUGGCGAUAUACUUCCAGAUGGUUCUCCUUGUGCUAGUAAUAAGUAUUGUCUCAACGGAGAAUGCCUCCCAUUAUCUUGUGAUGAUAGCGCGUUAAUUACACGUGACGUGGAGUGUUCUAGUAUUAAAAAUCGAUGUCCACAAAGAAGUGUUAUACUAAAUACUACAAGUGCUUAUCAGUGGUCAACUUGGUCAAGCUGGUCAUUAUGCUCACAGACAUGUGGAACAGGUUACAAACAAAGAGCACGAUCAUGUAACGGUGGAAAUCAACGCUGCAGUGGUGCAUCAUCAGAGCAAGUAUUAUGUAACUUACCAGUAUGCGAUACUAAGACAGGAUCAGUAGCAGAAGGUGUAUGGAGUGAUUGGACUCCUUGGAAUCAAUGUUCCGUGACGUGUGGUAUUGGCUCACAAGCACGCUACCGUAGAUGUACAAGUAGUGCAAUGGAAAGAAGAGAAUGCAAUAUGGGUGUGUGUAUUGAAGAAAAAGUUGGUUUGUGGGGUAGUUGGACAGAUUGGUCUCAAUGUUCAGUUACCUGUGGACCAGGAAUUCAGAGUAGAAAUCGGUACUGUACUAAAGAACCAUGCGAUGGUUCGGGACAGUCAAGAAUGUCAUGUAAUUUGGGUCCUUGUAAAGUAGCUACUCAGUGGUCGGAAUGGAGUGGAUGGACACAAUGCUCAAAAACUUGUGAAAAUGGUAUACGAACUCGAGACAGAAGGUGUUUGUCACAAAAUGGUUGUAGAGGAAACGAUCGAGAGCAAGAAGAAUGCAACAAAGGGUUAUGUCCUUCUUCAAUACCAUCUACGGUAGGUGUUUGGUCAGGAUGGUCUGCUUGGAAUGCUUGUAGUUCGACUUGUGGAGGAGGUUAUAAAUGGCGUACACGAUACUGUCAACAUGGUACAUGCAGUGGUGCAUACAGUGAUACAUUAUCAUGCAAUACUCAAAGUUGCGAAUUAUCAUCUUCAGUAACUACCGCUUCAUGGGGAGGCUGGGGUUAUUGGUCACCAUGUUCGGAAACGUGUGAUCGAGGUGUACGAAAACGUGUACGCAAAUGCUAUGGUUCUGGUGGAAAGUGUCCAGGAAACGAAUAUGACCGCCAAGUAUGCAAUGUGCGAAGGUGCUCAGGCUGAAU
This is a messenger RNA of Thelazia callipaeda (thelaziosis nematode), 2930 nucleotides long. NCBI's taxonomy places the organism in Eukaryota, Metazoa, Nematoda, Chromadorea, Rhabditida, Thelaziidae. The record is from the annotation of a GenBank genome assembly.